GUCGAAUCUCUUUCUACAAGCGUGGGAUUGUUCAUUGUUGUCGUCUUCCCCAAAACCCUAGUUUACUCUCUCUAAAGGCAGAUUGCCGUCGCCGCCGCAGCAACUCACCGGAGAGAUAUCGAUGUUGACGUUCGAAGAUGGGUUCUCUGCGGAGAGGCUCUUCGCUCAGGGGUACUCUUACACCUACGACGACGUAAUCUUCCUCCCUCACUACAUCGAUUUCCCUACCGACGCUGUCUCCCUGUCCACGCGCCUCAGCCGGCGGGUCCCCCUCACGAUCCCUUGCGUCGCGUCGCCGAUGGACACCGUGUCGGAAUCCGCCAUGGCUGCCGCCAUGGCCGCGCUCGGAGGCGUUGCCAUCGUUCACUAUAACUGCGACGUCGACGCUCAGGCCGCCAUCAUCCGUCGGGCCAAGUCUCUGCGAGCUCCGAUUGCUUCCGACGCCGUUUUCAAGUGUCCCGACCAUCAGAUUGGCUCUGUCGAUGAUUUCGGUCCCUCUUCCUUCGUUUUUGUCUCGCAGACAGGGACAUUGACACCAAAGCUGUUGGGUUAUGUCUCGAAAUCGGAGUGGUCGAGUAUGCGAGACCGAGAGAAGGAGAUGAAGAUAUAUGAUUACAUGCGAAGCUGUGAGGGCGGGGAUUAUUAUGUUCCAUGGGACAUUGAUCUGGACAAGAUCGAGGCCGUUUUGGAGGACAAGAAGAAGGGUUUCGUGGUCAUGGAGAGGGACGGGGAGGCCGUGAACGUGGUGACAAAGGACGAUGUCGAGAGAGUUAGAGGCUAUCCCAAGUUGGGAUCGGGAACCGUCGGUCCAGACGGGAAAUGGAUGGUGGGUGUGGCCGUAGGGACACGAGAAUCGGACAAGGAGAGGUUGGAGCACUUGGUUAAGGCUGGAGCCAAUGCAAUAGUGUUGGAUAGCUCGCAGGGGAACUCUAUUUAUCAGCUCGAGAUGAUCAAGUAUGUGAAGAAAACAUACCCAGAACUUGAUGUGAUUGGUGGAAAUGUGGUAACGAUGAACCAGGCCCAGAAUUUGAUUCAAGCUGGAGUUGAUGGGUUGAGGGUCGGUAUGGGAUCGGGAUCGAUUUGUACGACUCAAGAGGUUUGCGCCGUUGGACGUGGACAGGCUGCCGCUGUCUACAAAGUGUCGAUGAUUGCUGCUCAGAGCGGAGUACCCGUUAUAGCGGAUGGUGGGAUCUCGAACUCGGGUCACAUAGUAAAGGCUCUAGUUCUUGGAGCAUCAACUGUGAUGAUGGGAAGCUUCUUGGCCGGAAGCACUGAAGCUCCCGGAUCCUACGAAUAUCGGAACGGCCGUCGGGUCAAGAAAUACCGAGGGAUGGGAUCGCUAGAAGCGAUGACCAAAGGGAGCGACCAACGAUACUUGGGGGAUACCGCGAAGCUGAAGAUUGCACAAGGAGUGGUGGGAGCAGUUGCUGAUAAAGGUUCGGUCUUGAAGUUCGUACCUUACACAAUGCAAGCCGUCAAGCAAGGUUUCCAAGACCUCGGGGCAUCGUCGUUGCAGUCGGCUCAUGACCUGUUGAGAUCAAAUGUCCUCAGACUCGAGGUUCGUACUGGUGCCGCACAGAUCGAAGGAGGAGUUCACGGGCUCGUUUCGUACGAAAAGAAAUCAUUUUAGCUUACCUCAUUUUGUUUUACAUCGGGCUGGUAUCAUCAUGAUGAACAUCUUGCCAUCCAUUCCUGUACUAUUAUCCUUCACCCGACAAAUAAAAAGGUUAUCAUCUUCUUUUCUUGAAA
Messenger RNA from Tarenaya hassleriana, 1749 nucleotides. RefSeq names its product inosine-5'-monophosphate dehydrogenase 2. Bases 122 to 1630 code for a protein of 502 amino acids. The transcript is spliced from 5 exons. The record is from RefSeq and is a predicted model, not a curated record. Gene Ontology annotation, cellular component: cytoplasm. Gene Ontology annotation, molecular function: IMP dehydrogenase activity. Lineage: Eukaryota; Viridiplantae; Streptophyta; Magnoliopsida; Brassicales; Cleomaceae. Gene Ontology annotation, biological process: GTP biosynthetic process.